Contarinia nasturtii (swede midge) is the source of this 2446-nucleotide messenger RNA. RefSeq names its product chitooligosaccharidolytic beta-N-acetylglucosaminidase (gene Hexo2). The record is from RefSeq and is a predicted model, not a curated record. Gene Ontology annotation, cellular component: membrane. Gene Ontology annotation, molecular function: beta-N-acetylhexosaminidase activity. The transcript has 11 exons. NCBI's taxonomy places the organism in Eukaryota, Metazoa, Arthropoda, Insecta, Diptera, Cecidomyiidae. Gene Ontology annotation, biological process: ganglioside catabolic process; glycosaminoglycan metabolic process; carbohydrate metabolic process. Bases 360 to 2231 code for a protein of 623 amino acids.
UUUGUUUUAAGCUUAUUUUCAAUAUUUUAUUUGUGGAUACAUAUUGCUUUUGUUUUUUCGUCAUAAGAAUAUAUUAUCAAGUGUUCAUUAUUGGCAUUCGUAAUAUUUCGUUAAAGAUAAUUAUAUCAAACCGAUUUACAAAAUUUUUAAACAAACUUUUGGUCUUAAUUCAUGCUGUUAGCAUGUUUGAAGAAUACUUGUGCAAGCAUAUUUAUAGUUUUGCUGAAUGAACGAUUUUUAUUGAAUACAACAAGACGUUUCUAUUUAAAGAAAGUGAAAUAAGCAAACACUAGAAACGAUUUCAAAAACGGUUACGAUAAUUCCUAUUAUCAAUUCCUAAACAUUGAUAAAGACUGCAAAUGAAAGUCGUAAUUGUCACUUUUAUAGAAGUCGUAAAUAAUAAUUUAAAAAGCGUUCAAUAUCAUCUACAUGAUAUGCGUCUACCAAUAAUCGUUUUGGCAUUAAUAUGUAUAAAUGCGUUGGGAAAGGUCGUAAAUGCUGUAGAUAAUGACUGUUCAAAGAAAUGGAUAUGUAACCAUGAAGACAAAUGUGUACGAAUAUUUAAAGAUCCGCAAAAUUUACACACAUACAGUUCGCAGAAUGCAUGCAGACUGUCUUGCGGUACAUUUGGUUCAUUAUGGCCGCAACCGACUGGUCAUGUUUUGCUUGGACAGACACUGUUUUCCUUGAAUCCAAAUCACUUGAAAUUUAACAUUUCCGGAACAUCAGUUGAUACAACAAAUUAUUUACAUGCCAUUAGUAACAUAUUUAUUUCAAAAGUGAUCAAAGAAUGUGGUAAUGGAUGCAAUGAGGCAAGAUCAGAAAAACAUGUUUCUGUACGAUUAUUGGUACGCUCAAAUGAAACUGAAAUCACAUGGAGUACUGAUGAAAGUUAUCGUCUCGAUGUAAUUACCUCUGGUGAUCAAGUAACUGUUAGGAUUAGUGGUAGCACCAUAUUUGGCGUUCGCCAUGGAUUAGAAACGCUAUCACAAUUGAUGACGGCAGAUAUUUGUGAGGGCUUGUUACUUGUAAAAUCGGUACGAAUUGAAGAUCGACCAAUUUACCGACAUCGUGGACUAUUGUUAGACACAUCACGAAAUUUUAUACCUGUAGCUGAUAUUAAGCGUACAAUCGAUGGAAUGGCUGCAUCAAAAUUGAACGUUUUUCAUUGGCACAUUACUGAUUCACAUAGUUUUCCGCUUGAAAUUCCUUCUAUUCCGCAAUUUACCAUCUAUGGAGCUUAUGGACCAAAUUUUACAUAUCCCCCGAAUGUUGUAAGAGAAAUUAUUACGUAUGCAAAAUUUCGUGGCAUUCGAAUUAUUAUCGAAAUUGAUACACCUUCACACGCUGGUAAUGGAUGGCAAUGGGGGGAAAGUCAUGGUUUGGGCAAAUUGGCUGUAUGUGUGAAUAAACAACCAUGGAGAAAUUAUUGCAUUCAACCUCCAUGUGGCCAAAUCCAGCCAACGAAUGCCUUUGUCUUUGGUAUAUUCCGUGAUAUAUAUCGUCACUUACAAACACUAAUAGAAACUGACGAGACAAUUCAUUUUGGCGGAGAUGAAGUUCAUUUUGGUUGUUGGAAUUCAUCCGAAGAAAUUGUAAAAUAUAUGCAUGAUCAUGAUUUAGGACGAGAUACCAACGAUUUUUUGCAAUUGUGGGCUGAAUUCCAUCAAGCAUUGUUACGUGUUUGGGAUGAAGAACGGGGACAAGAUGAGAACAGUAGGCGAGGUAUACCAGUGGCUCCGAAAAAAGUUAUCAUUUUUUCAAGUCAUUUAACCGAUCCAAAUCAUAUAGAAAACUAUUUACAAAAAGACAGAUACAUAAUUCAAACAUGGUUAGAAUCUUCAAACGAACAACCUCAAAAACUGUUAAAUCUUGGCUAUGAAUUGAUUAUGUCCACUAAAAAUGCAUGGUACUUUGAUCAUGGGUUUUGGGGGAAUACGGCCUAUUAUACCUGGAAAACAGCAUAUGAUAACCGUUUACCAAAACACAAUAAUGUUCUUGGUGGAGAAGCAUGCGUAUGGACUGAAUUAAUCGAUGAACAUAAUUUAGAUUCUCGAGUUUGGCCACGUCUAUCUGCUGUAGCUGAGCGCUUGUGGUCAAAUCCUGACACACCAGCAACAAAGUCAACCGAAAGAAUAUUUCAACAUAACACCAGACUCGAAUUAUUAGGAAUUUCACCAGAACCCAUUGCACCACAAUAUUGUAUCUUAAAUGAAGGCCAAUGCACAUGAGGAUAUUUGUCGUACCCGAAAUAUAGAAAAACCUAGGCUAGCUAGCAUCAAUUUCAAAUUCAAACAUUUCUAUGCCAAUUGAUAAGAUAUCCCGAAGCAAAUAUAGUGGUUUCCAUCGAAAAAUAAUGAUAAGUUGAAUGAAAAAAAAUUAAUCGAUGCGUCGACAAUUAUUAAUAGAAAUUUUUUGCACAAUUAAAAAAUACGUUUCCAUAAAA